AUGGGGACGCGGGCGAGCUGCGGGGAGCUGCAGGCGGACUCGCGAGGUAGCGGGGACACGGCGCAGCAGCAGCUGAGACAGCAGGCGGCCCGCGGCUCAGCGGCCGGCACAGAGAGCACCAUGGCAGAGCAGGUGGCUCUGAGCCGGACCCAGGUGUGCGGGAUCCUGCGAGAAGAGCUGUACCAGGGUGAUGACUUCCAUCAGGCCGAUACACACAUCUUUAUCAUCAUGGGUGCAUCGGGGGACCUGGCCAAGAAGAAGAUCUACCCCACCAUCUGGUGGCUAUUCCGGGAUGGCCUUUUGCCCGAAGAUACCUACAUCGUGGGCUACGCCCGCUCCCGCCUCACGGUGGCUGACAUCCGCAAGCAGAGCGAGCCCUUCUUCAAAGCUACCCCGGAGGAGAAGUCCAAGCUGGAGGAGUUCUUUGCCCGCAACUCCUACGUGGCUGGCCAGUAUGAUGACCCCGCCUCCUACGAGCGCCUCAACAGCCACAUAAAUGCCCUUCACCAGGGCACACAGACCAACCGCCUCUUCUACCUGGCCUUGCCCCCAACUGUCUAUGAGGCUGUCACCAAAAACAUCCACGAGACCUGCAUGAGCCAUACAGGUUGGAACCGCAUCAUCGUGGAGAAGCCCUUCGGGAGGGACCUGCAGAGCUCCGACCGACUGUCCAACCACAUCUCUUCCCUGUUCCGUGAGGACCAAAUCUACCGCAUCGACCACUACCUGGGCAAAGAGAUGGUCCAGAACCUCAUGGUGCUGAGGUUUGCCAACAGGAUCUUCGGGCCCAUUUGGAACCGGGACAACAUCGCCUGCGUCAUCCUCACCUUCAAAGAGCCCUUUGGCACUGAGGGUCGUGGGGGCUACUUUGAUGAAUUUGGGAUCAUCCGGGACGUGAUGCAGAACCACCUCCUGCAGAUGCUGUGUCUGGUGGCCAUGGAGAAGCCUGCCUCCACCGACUCAGAUGACGUGCGUGAUGAGAAGGUCAAGGUGUUGAAAUGUAUCUCAGAGGUGCAGGCGAGCAACGUGGUCCUGGGCCAGUAUGUGGGGAACCCCAACGGAGAGGGGGAGGCCACCAAAGGGUACCUGGAUGACCCCACGGUGCCCCGUGGGUCCACCACGGCCACCUUUGCAGCCGCCGUCCUCUACGUGGAGAACGAGCGCUGGGACGGGGUGCCCUUCAUCCUGCGCUGCGGCAAAGCCCUGAACGAGCGCAAGGCCGAGGUGCGCCUACAGUUCCGUGACGUGGCCGGGGACAUCUUCCGGCAGCAGUGCAAGCGCAACGAGCUGGUGAUCCGUGUGCAGCCCAACGAGGCCGUGUACACCAAGAUGAUGACCAAGAAGCCCGGCAUGUUCUUCAACCCCGAGGAGUCGGAGCUUGACCUGACCUAUGGCAACCGAUACAAGAACGUGAAGCUCCCUGACGCCUACGAGCGCCUCAUCCUGGACGUCUUUUGCGGGAGCCAGAUGCACUUCGUACGCAGUGAUGAACUGCGGGAGGCCUGGCGAAUCUUCACUCCACUGCUGCACCACAUCGAACGCGAGAAGGCCCAGCCCAUCCCUUAUGUGUAUGGCAGCCGGGGCCCUGUGGAGGCAGACGAGCUGAUGAAGCGCGUGGGCUUCCAGUACGAGGGCACCUACAAGUGGGUGAACCCCCACAAGCUCUGA
Messenger RNA from Rangifer tarandus platyrhynchus (Svalbard reindeer), 1668 nucleotides. NCBI's taxonomy places the organism in Eukaryota, Metazoa, Chordata, Mammalia, Artiodactyla, Cervidae. The record is from the annotation of a GenBank genome assembly.